Messenger RNA from Cooperia oncophora, 429 nucleotides. The record is from the annotation of a GenBank genome assembly. NCBI's taxonomy places the organism in Eukaryota, Metazoa, Nematoda, Chromadorea, Rhabditida, Trichostrongylidae.
AUGAAAGCCUCCGUUUCUUUCAGCGCUCAGUAUCAUUAUCGGCAGAACAUUGUUGAUAUUCAAAAUAAACUUCUGGAACGAAUAGACAGUCUAAUAUCGUCGUUGGCGGCUCUAGCCCCUGGUCCCUCUACUGAGCCUGAGCCAGAAGAAUUAAAACAAGAACGGCGAAGGGCGAGUGACAUGCUAAACGCCCAUUUAAUAUGUUUCCAAAGUGCGGCCUUUGCGGCACGGGAUCUUGCCGCGCAACAGGCUGCUUUUGUUUUCGAAAAGAUAAAUAAGCAUCGACCGGAGGAAGUCCAAGAGAAACGUGGGAAAACAGCGAAAAAAGAUCGGAAAGAGAAGGAAGUGCCGUCGUCAUCAAAAUCCGAUCGAACGAAUCAACGAGAGAAAGCCCAACCUGCCAAGAAUUUAGUGAAAACGAGUAUGUGA